Messenger RNA from Cajanus cajan (pigeon pea), 1094 nucleotides. RefSeq lists its product as uncharacterized. The record is from RefSeq and is a predicted model, not a curated record. NCBI's taxonomy places the organism in Eukaryota, Viridiplantae, Streptophyta, Magnoliopsida, Fabales, Fabaceae.
UUUUAAUUAAUAAUAAUUAUCAUGCUUUCAAUUACAACAUCAUCCUCAUCAUCAUCAUUUGCACCCAUAGUUUCCCCUCUCAAAGUUAAUCCUCCACCACCAUGGAAUAUCAUUAGUCUUCAUCUCUCACUCUCUCUUCCAUGGCCAAAUCCUCUUCAAAACCCAAAACUUCCAUUUUUCUAUGCUGCUUUAGAUCCUCUCCUGUUGAGGAAUCAACCACAAAAGGGUCUCAUCCUGCCUCAAAGAUGACCAAGAAGAAGAAGAAGAGUAGUUGGUGUUCGUGGCCAAGGAUUCGAUUCAACAAGAACUCGGCUUACAAAACGGUGCCGCUUGAAGCCUCCUCAGUAUCUCAUCAUGCUCAUUACUCUAAGGCCAGGUCAAAGUCAACUCUUCAGAAUAAGCCUCAACCUCCGGUGGCAACCCAUCCUCCGCCGCCUCCAGUGCUCCCCGCCACACCCUAUUAUACGCCCACACAAACAAGGCAUGGUGCGAGCAACGUAGAGGAGAGACAGGGUAGAGGUUCUCCAGCAGAGGCGAAACGGCAGGGCCGGCGGGUGUCGUCGUCAGUGCAAAGCCAAAGGACAUCGAAGAAGGCCAAAAACGCGAGGAGUUCGUACGACCCUGUGGUUGGCAUGUCGGUGCUGGUGGUGACCUUAGUGAUUAUCAUAUUCUGGGGUCGUUUAUGCGCCAUCCUCUGCACUUCCCUCUGGUUGUACUGUACUCCGCGUUUCAGGAACAUUGGUGCCGUAAACGACGAUGACCGUCCGCAUACGACCAAGUCAAACGACGGCUAUUUUGAUUCUGAGGAGUACAAGAAAAAAGUCAUCAUGGAGGGCCUUCUUGAGAGAAAUCACAGACCCACCCUUUGAAGAGUCUUGCAAUUAGGUAGGUGGUAAUGGAUAUGAAAAUCAAAAACAAAAUUGUAAAUUCAAAAAAAAAAAAGGUUACCCUACACAUGUUAAACUAGUGUAAAUUACUUUUUUUUUUCAAUCAUGAUUUUGAUUAAAAUUUUAAUUUUAACAAAAUGAUCAAAAUCAUCUGUAGAGACCAUAAGCCAGCGGGUGUGUCUUUAAUUUUACUAGUUUGAUUGUUAA